AUGUAAAAAAAUGAAAUCCAUAUAGGUAUAGAAAGGGAAAACCAUAAAUUAUUUGAUGAUCUCUAGAAAAUGGAUCUUCUAGCUCAACCCAUAACAAUUUCUAUGAUUAAAAUUUAAUUUACUCAUGAGAGAAUUUUAGGGAUCAAAAUAAAAUACAGAGGGAUGGAUGGAAAAACCAUUGUUGGCUAAAGUAGUAGAAAACUCAAAAUAUUUGGAGUGCAUUUUGAGAAGUUUAAAAUAGAUAAAAAUGAUUGUAUAAAAGAAAUCUUUGGAUUUGCAAGUACUUCAAUCAAUUAGCUCGGAUUCAGAACAUACAAAGGCCAUUAGGUAACUUGUGGAUCGCCGAAGGGAUAAACAUUCUCUUACUAAAUACCAAAUCACACAUUCAUAGCAGCAAAAGGAUCUCAUGAAGAAUUUUUAGAAUAUCUUUGUUUUAGAGUAAUCCCAUUAACCCAAGAAUAAAUAACUAAUUUGGGAAUCGAUACUCAAAUAAAUAAAUAACAAUCCUUUCAAACAUGAAUUAUAAAUAAUCUUAAUCAGAAUUUUAAAUAUACUUAA
Molecule: messenger RNA, 558 nt
Organism: Paramecium tetraurelia
Lineage: Eukaryota; Ciliophora; Oligohymenophorea; Peniculida; Parameciidae
Exons: 3
Source: RefSeq, a predicted model, not a curated record